AUGCCUCUUCUGGAAGACAGUGACCCUUCAAACGCCUCGGUCACUCAACAUGACCUCGAUGUUGAUCCCGAGAUCUUCGAUGUUCUGAUCAUUGGAGCCGGCCCCUGCGGCCUUGCUGCCGCUGCUCGCAUCAGAGAAGACGCACCAUCUGCCAUGUUCACGGAUGAAGAGCACAGUCGAUUCCACUGGCUGCGCAAGCACGGCACGAAGGUAGCCUUGAAGCAUUACAAAACUGGAAAGGAGGUACCUGUGUCACAGCCGCAUGCCAGUACGAAAUCGGAGUAUAGGAUUGCGGUACUGGAUGCUGACGACAGCAAAUGGCUCGGACGCUGGCGGAGGCUCUUUUCCACGUUCGAUAUUAGCCAUCUGCGAAGUCCAAUGCUAUGGCACGUUGACCCACAGCACAGGGACGCCAUGUUGUCACAUGCGCAUUUCCAUGGACGGGAGAACGAGCUGGUAGAAAUCAGAGGAUGUGUAGGGAAGGAGAUGAGCAAGCACAAGAGGAAGAAAAGAAGCCAGUUCAGCGGCGGAAGGCAGGACGCCUCGAUCGACAUCAACCAGCGGGACCAAUGGGACUACUACACACCGUCACUGUCCCUCUUCACCGACCACUGCGACUGCGUAGCUGAGCGCUACCACCUCCUGGAUGGUCUCGUCCACAAAGAGCCAGUCACAGACAUCCGAUACAGCAACGUAGAGGACAUUCCCAACGAUGAGGACAAGCUCUUCACCGUCACCACCGACAAAACCAUCCGCUACGCCCGCGCUGUGAUCCUCGCCGUCGGCCCAGCCAACGCCCCCGUCCUCCCCCAGAUUCCACGUCUCUCCUUCCCAGGCCACACCCACAGCGACCACAUCGCCUGCAUGCCACAAGCAUGCCAUAGCAUGAAAAUAGGCACAUUUCCCGACCCACUAGUCCAGGCCCGUGUCGCCGCCCACAAACGGACCAACAUCCUCGUCGUGGGCGGCGGCCUCACGUCAGCGCAGCUUUCUGACCUCGCCAUCCGCCGCGGUGUGACCAAGGUCUGGCACAUCAUGCGCGGCACAAUCAAGCUCAAGGCCUUCGAUGUCGACCUCCACUGGAUGGGAAAGUACAAGACGCUGCACCAGGGUUACUUCCACCAAGCGGACUCAGACGAGGAGCGGCUGGAGAUCAUCAAGGAGGCUCGGGGCGGCGGAAGCAUCACGCCUGCCUUCAUGAAGCGUAUCAAGCCGCACAUCGCUCGCGGCAACUUGAAGAUGUUCGAGAGGACUGUGAUUAACGAGGCACGUUUCGAGGAAUGCGUCGACGGCGAGGGCGGUAUGUGGAAGAUCAAGACGGAGCCGCCCAUCGAGGGUUUGCCGGAUAUCGAUUACAUCUACUUCGCUACAGGCAUUCAGUCCGACUUGACUACCUUGCCCUACCUGCAAACCAUGUUGAAGGACUACCCCAUCCAGAGUCUCGGCGGAUUCCCGUGUUUGAACGAUGAUCUGAUGUGGAAGGACGACGUGCCGCUCUUCAUGGCGGGAAGGCUUGCAGCGCUGAGACUGGGCCCAGCUGCGCCGAAUAUUGGUGGUGCGAGAGUGGGUGCAGAACGGAUCACUCUGGCCCUUGAUCAGAUCCUAUCCAGCAAAGGCAGUGAUGAGCCGAAGAGAUACUUGGUGGAGGAGGAGAACGUUCUGGACGCGCGACGCGAUAGCGGUGUCGGCUUGUUCAAUUACGCGUCCGGGACUGGUAGCAAGUACAGCAGCUUGGAGGAGGUCUCCGACUGA
Messenger RNA from Diaporthe amygdali, 1752 nucleotides. RefSeq lists its product as uncharacterized. Lineage: Eukaryota; Fungi; Ascomycota; Sordariomycetes; Diaporthales; Diaporthaceae. The coding region runs from base 1 to 1752 and encodes 583 amino acids. The record is from RefSeq and is a predicted model, not a curated record. The transcript is spliced from 2 exons.